Sinocyclocheilus grahami is the source of this 2785-nucleotide messenger RNA. Its product is annotated as frizzled-1-like. The record is from RefSeq and is a predicted model, not a curated record. The transcript has a single exon. Lineage: Eukaryota; Metazoa; Chordata; Actinopteri; Cypriniformes; Cyprinidae. Gene Ontology annotation, cellular component: plasma membrane. Gene Ontology annotation, biological process: non-canonical Wnt signaling pathway; canonical Wnt signaling pathway. The coding region runs from base 239 to 1864 and encodes 541 amino acids. Gene Ontology annotation, molecular function: Wnt receptor activity; Wnt-protein binding.
ACAGGUUUGAACAGCUCACAGAAACUCUGACACGACACAGCGCGACUCUUCAUUCGCCUCUCAGACGCUUGUGUGGUUUUCUUCACGCGUUUCGCGAUCCGCGUCCGGUGCGCCGCUGCACUUUCCCAAAAGUUUCCGUGCACCGAUUUGACAGGACAAAUCGACAAAGGGAGUUGGAGGGGAAGACUAGCGCUGGCUGGCGAGCUGGCUGUGAGGAGACAAACCGCAGAAGGAAAUUAUGGCCGCGCACGGUGCGUCCGCGCUCUUCCUGCUCGCCUUUGGAGUACUGGAAGCGAGCGCGCAGUACGGAGAGCGCGGCAUGUCGGUUCCGGAGCACGGCUUCUGCCAGCCCAUCACCAUCCCUCUGUGCACGGACAUCGCGUACAACGAGACCAUCAUGCCCAACCUCCUCGGCCACACGAACCAGGAGGACGCGGGGCUGGAGGUGCACCAGUUCUACCCGCUCGUUAAAGUGCAGUGCUCGCCGGACCUCAAGUUCUUCCUGUGCUCCAUGUACGCGCCGGUUUGCACGGUGCUGGAGCAGGCGCUGCCGCCGUGCCGUUCGCUGUGCGAGCGCGCGCGUCAGGGCUGCGAGGCGCUUAUGAAUAAAUUCGGUUUCCAGUGGCCGGAGAGUCUCGCGUGCGAGUCGUUCCCGGUGCACGGCGGAGAGCUCUGCGUGGGGCAGAACACGUCUGAGCGGAGUGCACCGGUCAAUCCGACUCCAGAUGUGACCCAAGCUACACCCGAGCAUCCCAGGAAGGGGCGCUUUAGAUGCCCAACUUCGCUUAAAGUCCCGCCGUACCUAAACUACCGCUUUCUGGGCGAGGAAAACUGCGGCGCGCCGUGCGAACCCAAGAAACUCCACGGGGUGAUGUACUUCAGCGAGGAAGAGCAGAAGUUUGCGCGGAUCUGGAUCGGGAUCUGGUCGGUUUUGUGUUGCGCGUCUACUUUAUUCACCGUCUUGACUUAUUUAGUGGACAUGAAGCGCUUUAGUUACCCGGAAAGACCCAUCAUAUUCCUAUCCGGGUGUUAUACGAUGGUGUCCAUCGCUUACAUCGCCGGAUUUCUGCUGGAGGACAAAGUGGUUUGCAAUGAGCAGUUCGAUAAUGAGUUUAGGACAGUGGUGCAAGGCACCAAAAAGGAAGGUUGCACUAUUCUGUUCAUGAUGCUGUACUUCUUCAGCAUGGCCAGCUCCAUCUGGUGGGUCAUUCUAGCGCUCACUUGGUUCCUCUCGGCCGGGAUGAAAUGGGGUCAUGAGGCUAUUGAAGCGAAUUCGCAAUAUUUCCAUUUAGCAGCGUGGGCGGUGCCGGCCAUCAAGACCAUCACCAUCCUCGCGGUGGGUCAAGUGGAUGGAGAUGUGCUCAGCGGCGUCUGCUUCGUGGGCAUCAACAGCGUGGACGCGUUGCGCGGAUUCGUCCUGGCGCCGCUGUUCGUCUACCUGUUCAUCGGCACCUCGUUCCUCCUGGCGGGCUUCGUGUCUCUGUUCCGCAUCAGGACCAUUAUGAAGCACGACGGCACCAAAACGGAGAAGCUGGAGAAGCUGAUGGUGCGCAUCGGCAUCUUCAGCGUCCUCUACACGGUUCCAGCCACCAUCGUGAUCGCGUGUUACUUCUACGAGCAGGCCUUUCGGGAUCAGUGGGAGCAGACGUGGAGCGCUCAAUCGUGCAAGACGUACGCGGUGCCGUGCCCCGUGCACAACCCGCAGAUGAACCCGGAUUUCACGGUGUUCAUGAUCAAGUACCUGAUGACCCUGAUCGUGGGCAUCACGUCUGGAUUCUGGAUAUGGUCUGGAAAGACUCUUAACUCGUGGAGGAAGUUCUACACGAGACUGGCGAACAGCAAACGAGGAGAAACAACAGUGUGACUUAACUGCGUUUUUAUUACUCACUUUUUCUGAUGGAGAAAACAACUGUUUAAAGGACGCCCUUCGCGUUGUACAUAAACAUUGUGCUUUUUGUAGUUGUUGUUGUGAGUAUAUCUUUGUAUUUAAAUCUCACUUGGAUGUUCUUUGUUUAAUCAAAGGAACGUUUUUUUUUUUUGGACAAACCGUAUCGUUUUGGAGAUUAUUUAUGCAUUUUCUCUUGGAUUAUUCCGGGUGGGGAUCUGUUUUUUAUGCCUGAAUGUAAAACUGUGUCUUUUUGAUCGACAUCAGUAUUUCCACGGGCAAAUAUUCAAACUUUUUACAUGCAAAUAAUGCAGAAAUAACAAUAAUAAUGUGUGUGAAUUGUGCACCCAGCACUUAAGGCUGCAUAUCAUGGGAAGAAUUGAGCUUUAAAUGAAAGCUUUGGGAAUGAGAUCAGAUGAAUUAUAGGACUUGAAUGUUUUAUGGAGGCUGAGACUAGGAGCUAGAACAAAAACUGCAAGUACCCAUGGUUGAGAUGUGUUUAACCCAGCCGUAGCCGGUUGCUGGUCUCCUGGCCUGUCCUGGGCUUGGACAGCAGCAGUCUCAGGCUGUUUUAAGAUGUAAAGUUAAGUGCCUUUUUCAGUUCAGAGCAGCAUUGGGGUCAGGCCUGCACUUGUGUUUAACUCAAAGAAAUGUAUACAUGUUUUUCUUCAGUCUGUAAUGAACUCUGGUGAUGUUUCUGAAGGGUUUGUGUUCUCCUUCGGCUCUUUUGCACAGAAGUACCUCUAAACAUACAGCUGGAACAGGGUGUUUGCAAUGCACUUCUCAAAUAGUGUAAUGUCUGUGUUGGUAUCGUAACUAAUCCAUGAUGUGAAAAUCAGGAUGUAGACUUUCUGAUGCAUACACUCUUAAAAAUAAAGCUGCUUCAAAAGGUUCUUCAAG